AACAGCUUAAAAUACACAAUCUAAAACUCUAAAACAGAAAACACUGCAGCACAGAAAUUGUAUUUGAAGACAGUAGGCUUGAUGAUCUAGUAUAUGGACACGUUGAACAGCUGUUUAUAUUAACACCGCCUCCAGGUUCAUGUGAAACGCUUGUAAAAAUGUUCUGAUUAACAGUAAACAACUGUCACUAAGUGUUAGAACAUGCCAGAUAUGUGAGUAAAUGGUGUGAUUACUGCGAUGGGGAUUGAAAUGAGCCGUAUCAUGACGCAGAACAAUUGAAGGAAGGAAAAGUUCUGGAGUUCUUCAGAUAUUUGGGCUUGAGGUUGACUUUGAAAAGGUGCAAUGAAUGUCGAAAGAGUCCCAUGAGAAAAAUAAUACUACGUGUUUGCAUUUUCAGGCCUUCCUUAUUUGAGUGAUUACUAUGGCAACAAAUGUGUUCAUCAACAAUCAGCAGCCUCAGCCUCCGACUCUGGUUGCUGUCCACUCUAAUCAGUGGAGCACCGGCAUCUGCGACUGCUGCAGUGAUUUAGAUGUUUGUUGCUUUGCCUGCUGGUGUUUUCCCUGCUUCACCUGCAGCACCAUGUCUACGUUUGGAGAGAACUUCUGUCUCCCCCUGCUGGAUAUGAUGCUCAGCACCCAACCAUGCACUCCCCCCGUGUCUAUGUCCAUGAGAGUUGCUGUGCGCAGCCGCUAUGGAAUCCAGGAAGACAUGACAAGUGACUGUAUGUAUGCUACUUUCUGCAACACCUGCUCGUGGUGCCAGAUAGCCAGAGAGAUCAAGAGACGCAAACAGACUCUCACAAUCAUCAAUGCCCAGCCAGCGUACAUGGGUGUCCAACAGUAUGUAAUGAACGCCGAGCUCGGAGCUGUCACAUCUCAGCCAAUGAUCUCAGCUGAGGUCCUGACCUCCAGGGCCAUGUAACCACUUGUUUGCUUUUAAUUCUGCUAAUCUAUAUUACAUAUUUGGGUCCACUUUUAGACUUCGGUGAAAGAGAAUUUUAUCAACUUUUCAAUAUCCAGGAAUGUCACCCUGUUUCCUCCAGGAUAUAAAACAUCUGCAGAGCUGUCCUAACAUGUCAGGGGCAGGCAUGUGGGAAAAUGAUAAGACAAAUAUGUGCACACAGUCCAGUGUGAUAGAAAGAUAAUGAUAAUGAAUGAUUUGAUUGUCUCCAUAAAUAAAACUUACAGCCUUUGGAAUGUGUAGAAUCUGAAGCUUGAGUUAUUUUGUUUUAUUUCACUGUAAGACAUUUCCCUUUCUCAAAUGAAAUACUGGACUCCUCACUCAGAGGGUGUGCAAGAAGCUUCAGGAAUAGAUCUCAUGUGCUGGUGGAGGUAGGACUAAUUUUAGUUCCCUAAAAUUGAAAAAUGUCAGCACUGUUCCCAGUCUAAAUAAAUAUGAGCCCUCUGUUUUUUUGUCAGUUGUUUAACUGGCUACUUCACACACACAUACACACCAUUCAGCUGUACAGCCACAGCAUUUAAACUAGUGACUGGUUUUUAAUACUGUGACCUGUCGGUGUGAUGAAAAACUUCACUUUCUAAUUUUUUUAUCUGUAACUUCUCUGCCAGCAGCAGACUUCCUCCCUCUCCAGUUUGGAUUUCUUUCAAAUUCCAGUCAAUUUCCUACAAUUCCUAUAACAAUACUUGUAAACUCUAUGUGUUGCUACUGGAGAAAAUAAGGAUUUUACACAUAAAGUCAAUUUUCACAGGGUAUUACUGUUCUUUGUGUUACAGAAUCACUUGAAUGUCAGAGGGACUGUGGGUGAAAUCUUGUGUCUGAUUGGCUGUUUCUGCUCUGAGUACACAUGUGACUAAUCAUGUGAUCACUGUUCUUAAAGGGUACCAGCAUACCUUACUGCAUGUAGCUGUGAAUGUGUCUUAGAGAAUUUAUGAGAUUGCGCCUUUGAGGACUAUUUGAAGGUAACUGCAGUACAUAUAAUCCUGAUCUGCACAGUAAUAAAGUCACGUGUUAGUUUGGUUUUA
Molecule: messenger RNA, 1983 nt
Organism: Lates calcarifer (barramundi perch)
Lineage: Eukaryota; Metazoa; Chordata; Actinopteri; Centropomidae
Product: placenta-specific gene 8 protein-like
Exons: 3
Coding region: 422-922 (166 amino acids)
Source: RefSeq, a predicted model, not a curated record